GUAUUGCAGGGCUAAGGGGGGGUUAAACUGGAGGCUAAAACCUCUCAUCUGGCACCGGCGCUCGUACCCAGAGUGCCUCACGUUCACCAUGGCGUCCGGUCAAAAUGAUGGGAGCGGAGGUAGGCUGUCGAUGCGGGAAAAGGCGGUGGAGCGACGCAAGGUGAACAAAGAACACAACAGCAACUUCCGCGCUGGCUACGUGCCCGUGGACGAGGGCAGGCUGCACCGCACGGGCCUCCGAGGUCGCAAGCGCUCGCUCGCCAUCUGCCUGGUCGUGCUCCUCUUCCUGCUGGCCAUCGCAAACCUCAUCACCACGCUGAUCAUCUGGAACGUGAUUCGGCUGGGCCCGGAGGGCUGUGACAGCAUGGAGUUUCACAACACUGGGCUGCUGCGCUUCAAGCAGGUGUCAGACAUGGGCAUCGUGUGCCCCUACAAUAGCGCCGUUGGUGGCCGCAGUAACGAAGACCUGGUCAUCACUGGCAACACCAAGCCGGUUAUCAUGCAGAGAAAGCAAAGCAGCGUGACGGUGGACGCAGACAAGACAUCGGUUGUCAGCAAGUUGGGCCUGGAGGUGACCGAUCCACGCACCAAGAAGACUUACUUCAGCACGGACUACAACAAGCACGAGUUCCACCUGCCCAAGGGCGUCAAGAUUCUGCACGUGCAGCGUGCCUCCACUGAGCGGGUGACAAGCAACCACACUUCAGACCUGGUGCUGAAGUCGCAGCAGGCAAUAGUCCGUGGCAAUGAAGGUGUUUACAUUAAUGGCGUGCGUUUGGCGUUCCACGUGAAGGGAGACAUUCAUCUGCAGCCGACGGAAUCGCUCGUGCUGGAUGGCGGCGUGACCCUGAACCCCGCGCGUUUGCCGCGCGCCAGUUCCGACGUGGGCGCGCUGCUGCGCGGCGCGGAGGCCGAGCGCUACAAGCUGUGCGUGUGCGCCGACGGGCUGCUCUUCCGCGUGCGCGUUACCUCGGAGAGCACUGGCUGCCUCGUGACCAACACCCCCUGCGGGCUCGCGAGCUAAAGCGUUUGCUCUGCAACGGUACCGGCGGGCGGGCGUGCGUGCGUCUGUGUGUACUUACGUACGCCUCCUUUCAGAGAUUCGGCUUGCACCCACAAGGGAUGGAUCCCUUAAUAAGGGCCAUUACGUGAGAGAUAUAUAUAUAUGUAUAGUAUAGACAUCUAUGGCCAUAUAGGGAUUAACUGGACUGAGGCAAGAACUCGUGCCAUGUGGCCCAUCACCAUACGCAUCCUCCUUUACCGUUCCGGGAUGCUGCCAUGAUGUAAUGGUGAGCACACUGGACUUGAAAUACAGAGAUUGCUGAUCCAAUUUUGGGCCUCCCAGCAAGUCAGUUGAAACAAUGGCUCAGUUUUAUUAAAUGUCCCCGCCUCUGCCCAUUUGGAUCAGCAGGUCCAUUUUGGUGGCCACUGUGGAAGAGUAGGCAAAGAUACCCUCUUGAGGGGUGCUAUAGUUAUCAUUGUAGUGGAAACCCUUGUGCCAGCAGUGGCGAGAGCCAGGGCUGCACCAACUUUUAUACCGCUUAAAUUUAUUUGAAAACUUUUGUGCACGAUUGUUAUUGUUUUAAUAAUGGAUAGUCCAUUUUAUUUGGUUGUUCCACGAUGUCCAUGCCUCUUAUUUGGCCUGUGUCUCUAUAUGUGGCUCUUUCCAAAUACAUCCAGACUCAUGGAUUGUUGCUGUUUCAAGUGAGUUUAUGUCCUGGUGAGGAUUAGUUGGUGUUUAUGGUUGCCAAAGGUAAUAUCCAUAGCCACCUGUAAUGGAAAUCUAGUCAUAUAUUGGAUCAUAGUACUUUGAAAGCAAACUUCUGAAGUUAUUACAAUCACGCAAGUUUUUUUUACAUUUCUACAAUUAUUGAUCCCCAAAAGUAGGUACUAUAGAGCUGAUUUUUAAAAUCUUAACUUAACCAUGAAAUCACAUCCUUCACAUAAGCAAUCAUUUGCAACCCAUCAUCAGUAUGCUGUUGGAUUAAUGCCUCCCCAAGCCAUGUGGAUCAUGGGAAUUGUUUGACCAUAGUUUGGGUUUGUAAAAGGGUGCUCCAGGACUGGUUCAAAUAUUGCUCACCAAUAAAUAUUUGCAAUGACCAGGAAUCCUAUUUUGGUGGCUGGGUUCAUAGUGCAAUGCACGAACCACUGCAACACCACUCUACCGCUCCUUUGCAUCAUAAUUUUACUACAUUGGAUUGACAUAUUUUUUAUCGGACUUUUGUGUGCAUUGUGGAAAUCGUGAGGCCAUGACUCGCCUAACAUUUCUUUAUUGGCCUAUUUGAUGGGGACAGUUUACCUCAUAGUAUUGAAAGUAUUUUUGCACAUUUAAUUAAUUGUAAUAUCAAUGAAUGCACAUUUAUACAAAAUCAGCUUAUGUAUAGCAGUCAGUACCGCCGUUCUAAACACUGCAGUUGUUGCCGACUGGUCCUAGUUUUGUGUACUGCCGUCAAACAGAGACGCCACUGAAUCUCCGACGUUACAAAUCCUUUUGUACAGAAGGCCAUGUGUGAAAUUUACGUCACUAAUAUGUAUGUUUCAAGUAUUUCUGUGCAACUCGGUGGAACAGUCAGCUGCCUACACUAUUCUAGAAAGUUUGACCUUUUACACUAUUAAGUGGACUUUAUAGUAUUUAAACUUACCUGUAGAGGGCGAUGGUGCCAUAUGUCAGAACAUAUUGAAGUGGCUGAUGGUACUUUGAGAAGUUCUUGAACACUAAAUGUCCGACAGUGUUUCGGUAAAAAAAAAUAUAUGCCAUUCAUGUUGUGAAGAUAGAGCUUACGUUCUAUAUAUUUUAGGAUUCGAAAAUAUAAUUGUUAUUUGAAGAAAGGAUAAGUUAUAUGCUUGAGUGUUGGCGAGGAUCUCUGUAAACACACCAAUGCCAAGUAUAACCACCACGCAACACCAUGCACAGCAUUCGUCCUGAAGUAUUUCAAUCCUUUACUCGAUGGGUUUGAGGCCAUGUAUUAUUUUCUGUGUGAAUUCCUGGCUGCACCAGUGGCAGGGAAAUUCUCUGCACAGUGGAGAUAUUUUCAAAACACAUCCUGAAGGUUUUUGUAACGACUUGUGCCAGAUUUCACAGAUUGACAUUUAAUUUAAUUUGCACGUUUUUUUACGCAGUAUUGCAUGUCUGCCUUAAGUUAUAAACAGCGUGUAUUUGUGUGUAUAUACGUAUGCUUUUUAAUUGACGUCUUGUUUGGUAUUUAUGGUGUAUUGCUUAAGGGACACUAUGGGUCUUUGUGGAGGAAACACGAACCCAGUUGCAUGCAAGUGUCGUUAAUCUAUGAAUUGUUUACACUCAGGUUUCCAAAACGUCAUGCCUUGUGCCCUCCCACGCCCACCUGACUAUGUUCAGGCUUUAUUCGAAGGCAAAUUAAUUGCACAUCGCAAGGUUCACACAAGUAAACACAAACCUUUCCUCAAUUUGAAGAUCGGGACGGCUCCUGAGAAAGCCAGGUGACUCGCUUGUCAAAGCACGCGCGUGGAGGACCUUAUUUUGAGGAGCGAAUUGGACUUUGAAAUACCCUUUUGGUGCGUCACAUUAACACACCUCAGUAGCCACUGCUGAAAUGCGUGACUUGAGGCAAUUAAAAAUAUAAAGAGUGUUGCCAGGUCAAAAAUAUUCCCUGUUUUAGUAUCUCAGUGCAGAUAAGCGUUGUGUUCCAGAUCAAGUUCACCACCCCUCUAGUAGAGUACAAUGAGUAAACAACGCCUUCUCGAUAAAGACCCAUGGUCUACUCUAUGCAGAUAUCGGCUGUUGUGUGUGCAUUUCAGAGAUUUAAAAAACUAUACUUAAAUAUUACAGCUUACGACGUUUUAAAAAGUAAUGGCUUAUUAAACUGGAAACAUGAUUGAAAACACACUGUUACCCUGUUAGAGUUCUGUGGAUUUUUGUUUCUGCUGCCUUAAGAUUUAUAUUUUACCGUUACACGAUGUAUUCACAAUGCCUUUUAUCAUGUGCGGUGGAAAGCACAAGCAUCCUGUCGGGAUCUCCGUCACGGGCUAUUUAAGUGGAAACAUGUUCAACCUGCAUGGGGGACGUAUGCGAGCGAUCUGUUGGUUGUUACUCUUGUCCGAAGGCACUCAAUAAUUGCGUUCAAAUCGUAUGUUAAUAUCACAAGCGUACAAUAAAAAGAGGAAUUCCGAC
Petromyzon marinus (sea lamprey) is the source of this 4147-nucleotide messenger RNA. It is a transcript of the gene SGCB, whose product is annotated as sarcoglycan beta. NCBI's taxonomy places the organism in Eukaryota, Metazoa, Chordata, Hyperoartia, Petromyzontiformes, Petromyzontidae. Gene Ontology annotation, cellular component: sarcolemma; sarcoglycan complex. Gene Ontology annotation, biological process: muscle organ development. The record is from RefSeq and is a predicted model, not a curated record.